This is a messenger RNA of Tripterygium wilfordii, 1029 nucleotides long. RefSeq names its product gamma-secretase subunit APH1-like. Gene Ontology annotation, cellular component: membrane; gamma-secretase complex; endoplasmic reticulum. The coding region runs from base 151 to 900 and encodes 249 amino acids. The record is from RefSeq and is a predicted model, not a curated record. The transcript is spliced from 6 exons. Lineage: Eukaryota; Viridiplantae; Streptophyta; Magnoliopsida; Celastrales; Celastraceae. Gene Ontology annotation, biological process: protein processing; positive regulation of catalytic activity. Gene Ontology annotation, molecular function: protein-macromolecule adaptor activity.
UAAGUCGGGUCUCCUCGGAAAGCAACGAGCCGAGCCUAAAACUUGUGAAAGCCUGGUUCAGCAGGACCCGCUUUCAUUCAUUAGAACUUACUCUUCUUCACUCUUCUGCUUCUGGGGACUCUGCCGACGAGAAGAAAAGCGAGGAAGGAAAUGACGGUAGCGGCUGGGAUCGGGUACGCCUUGAUAGCGCUUGGACCGUCACUCUCACUCUUCGUCUCUGUUAUCUCUAAGAAGCCCUUCUUGAUCCUCACCGUCCUUUCCAGCACACUGUUAUGGCUUAUAAGUUUGAUUAUUCUAUCGGGAGUAUGGAGAGCCUUUCUUCCCCUAAAAUCAAACACAUGGUGGCCUUAUGCAAUACUGAUAAUGACAUCUGUUGCCUUUCAAGAAGGGUUGCGCCUUCUUUUCUGGAAAGUUUACAAGAGAUUGGAGGAUAUAUUGGAUGCUUUUGCUGACAGAGUCUCGAAACCACGCUUAUUUUUGACUGAUAAAAUGCAAAUUGCUUUAGCUGGUGGUCUAGGUCACGGUGUGGCGCAUGCUGUGUUUUUCUGUCUCAGCCUUCUAACACCAGCAUUUGGUCCGGCAACAUUCUUUGUUGACAAGUGUUCACAGAUGCCCUUUUUUCUCAUUUCUGCGAUCAUUGCUCUCGCAUUUGUAACAAUUCACACAUUCUCAAUGGUCAUUGCUUUUAAUGGCUAUGCAGAAGGGAAUAAAGUGGACCAACUUUUUGUUCCUAUAGUUCAUCUAAUUGCAGGAAUGCUGACACUGGUGAAUUUCGCAUCUGGCGGUUGCGUUGUUGGGAUUCCUCUCCUGUAUUUUAUGGCUAUUUGGACCUUAAUGCAUUGUGGGAAGAUGGUUUGGGGAAGAGUAACAGAAAAUCGAAGCAGACAUGGUGCUUCAUAGUGGCAACUAACUUCAAUUUGAUCCCCUUCUCCUGAACUUUUAGUCCAGUGGUGUCGUCGAUAUAUACAAAACUGUGUAAAUUACAUUGAAGUGAAUGCUUUCAAGUCAGAAGCCAUAUAUUUUCUUCCA